Messenger RNA from Nematocida homosporus, 282 nucleotides. Its product is annotated as AN1-type zinc finger protein 5/6. The record is from RefSeq and is a predicted model, not a curated record. The transcript has a single exon. The coding region runs from base 1 to 282 and encodes 93 amino acids. NCBI's taxonomy places the organism in Eukaryota, Fungi, Microsporidia. Gene Ontology annotation, molecular function: zinc ion binding.
AUGUCCGACGCAUCCAAGCGAAAGAGGCCAUUAAUUAGCGAAAAUGAGACUAAAAAACAAGCUAGAGUUCUUAAUUCUCCCUCCCAAGUUUGUUGCUCCGUUUGUUAUCUUCGAUUACGUAUUACUAAUACUUUUGGUUGCCGAUGUUCCGGACAAUUUUGCUUUAAACAUCGUUAUUCCGAUGAGCACAAUUGUCCCUUUGAUUACAAACAAGAGAAUCGGCUUAGAUUAGAGAAAGAGAACCCUAAAAUCCUUCCAUCUACCAUCACUCAUUCCUCCUAA